AUGAGGAAAAAGCUCUUGAUUAUGAUCAAUCUUCUCUCUUUGGGGAGUCUGCUGACCAUUCUUAUCUGGUACGCGUUCGAGGACAGUUAUGUGGAAUUUUACCGACCCUCUCCUCAAAGAGGUGCCCCAAAGCCCUCUGAACUUUGUAAAGGCUGCAAGGAAGCCAUCGAUAAAGUAAAAAAACUCUACAAUCAAACAUGGAAAAAGCAUGAAGAGAAUUGCCACAGAUUCAGAUUACAGCUGAGGAUAAAUUGCAAUGGAUCCAACAAUGCCAUUGUCACUCAGGAAAACACUCCAGUGGGAUCUAAGAUUGUUUUUGACAAGGACAGAACCGUCAUCCCUGUGACUCCAGAGCUUUUCAAUAUCUUAAUAAAAGAGAAUCCUUUCUCAAAAAAGAGAUGGGACACUUGUUCAGUUGUUGGGAAUGGUGGGAUUCUGACAAACAGCGGCUGUGGAAAAACGAUUGAUUCAACUGAUUUUGUCAUUAGGUGCAACCUUCCUCCUCUGGAAAAUGAAUUUAAGAGUGAUGUUGGCAUGAAGACUAACCUUGUGACAGCAAAUCCAAGCAUCUUAACAAAGAAGUAUGGGUCACUGAUGGCACGUCGACGGGCGUUUGUAGACAGUCUCCACCAGUAUGGCAACUCCCUGCUCCUCUUCCCUUGCUUCUCUUUUGGUGCUUACCGUGCAGUGUGUCAGCGGGCUGUGUAUGCCAUUGAAGACAUGGAAAUUCCUGUCCAACCAAUCUUCACAAACCCUCAGUACUUACAAAGUAUGGACAAAUUCUGGAAAUCUCAGGGGGUAAAUGGACUUCGGGCUAGCACUGGAGCUUAUAUGAUUAGUCUGGCUUUGGAAUUAUGUGAAACAGUUCAUCUUUAUGGAUUCUGGCCAUUUAGUAAUCAUCCAUAUAAGCUCUUUCCCCUGACUAACCACUACUAUGAUAAUGUACCCUAUGAUAGUAGAGUCCAUGCAAUGCCAGAUGAGUUUUACUACUGGGUGCAACUGCACAACAAGGGCAUUCUCAAGCUUCAUCUUGAAGACUGUAAAUCAGGUCAGGUCUAGUUUAUAUGAUGGAAUAAAAUAAGAGUUUGUUCAAGUGACCCCCACAAAAGCCAAGACAUUUGCACUGAAAUCCAGUAUGUGUUAUUUUGAUGUUACUUUAACAAUCUUACAAAAUAUCUCUUAACUCUCUUUAAAAACCAGAGGUGACCAUGCAUUUACCAUCAUUGCCCCUGGACUCUGGAAUAAUCUCCAAGUCAA
This is a messenger RNA of Maylandia zebra (zebra mbuna), 1257 nucleotides long. Its product is annotated as alpha-2,8-sialyltransferase 8E. Gene Ontology annotation, biological process: oligosaccharide metabolic process; N-glycan processing. NCBI's taxonomy places the organism in Eukaryota, Metazoa, Chordata, Actinopteri, Cichliformes, Cichlidae. Gene Ontology annotation, molecular function: alpha-N-acetylneuraminate alpha-2,8-sialyltransferase activity. The record is from RefSeq and is a predicted model, not a curated record.